Messenger RNA from Asparagus officinalis (garden asparagus), 2063 nucleotides. Its product is annotated as 6(G)-fructosyltransferase-like. The record is from RefSeq and is a predicted model, not a curated record. Gene Ontology annotation, biological process: carbohydrate metabolic process. Gene Ontology annotation, molecular function: hydrolase activity, hydrolyzing O-glycosyl compounds. NCBI's taxonomy places the organism in Eukaryota, Viridiplantae, Streptophyta, Magnoliopsida, Asparagales, Asparagaceae.
AUGGCGUCGCCUUCUUCGGACCUCGAGUCCCCUCCUACUCUAUCCGCCCCACUCCUCGAGUCCCGUCCUCCGCGGAGCAAGCUAAGGCUUGUAGCACUUACGCUCACCGCCGCCUUCCUCGUUGCCCUCGCAUUGUUCCUCGCCGAUGGGUCGGCGUCACGUUUCGUUUCGGGUUUGGCCCGAAAGCUGCGCUCGGACCCGAUAAAGGAGCACGACUAUCCAUGGACCAACGAAAUGCUGACGUGGCAGAGGUCUGGGUUCCACUUUCAACCCGCGAAGAACUUCCAGAGCGAUCCAAAUGCUGCGAUGUACUACAAAGGCUGGUACCACUUCUUCUACCAGUACAACCCGACAGGCACGGCGUGGGACUACACCAUCUCGUGGGGCCACGCGGUGUCACGUGACCUGAUCCACUGGCUCCACCUCCCCAUGGCCAUGGUCCCCGACCACUGGUACGACGCCAAGGGCGUGUGGUCCGGCUACUCCACGCUGCUCCCGGACGGGCGCGUCAUAGUGCUCCCGCUGCUGCUCAAGUGGAAGAAGUCCAGCGUCAAUCCGAUCCUGGUCCCCCCGCCCGGGAUCGGUACCAGCGACUUCAGAGACCCCUUUCCUAUCUGGUACAACGAAACGGACUCAAACUGGCACGUUCUGAUCGGCUCCAAGGACUCAAACCACCACGGGAUCGUACUCCUCUACAAGACCAAGGACUUCUUCAACUUCACCCUCCUCCCCAGCCUCCUCCACACCUCCACCCAGUCCGUCGGCAUGUUCGAAUGCGUCGACCUCUACCCCGUCGCCACCGGCGGCCCGUUAUCCAACCGGGGCCUCGAAAUGUCCGUCGACCUCUCCAACGGCGGGAUUAAGCACGUGCUUAAGGCCAGCAUGGAUGAAGAAAGGCACGAUUACUAUGCCAUCGGGACUUUCGAUCUGGACUCGUUUAAGUGGACUCCCGACGACCCGUCGAUUGACGUCGGCGUCGGGUUGAGGUACGACUGGGGGAAGUUUUACGCGUCGAAGACGUUCUUCGACACGGAGAAGCAGAGGAGGAUUCUGUGGGGGUAUGUUGGGGAGGUCGACAGUAAGGAUGACGAUAAAAUGAAAGGAUGGGCUACGCUGCAGAAUAUACCGAGGACGAUAUUGCUCGACACAAAAACGCAAAGUAAUUUGAUCAUAUGGCCGGUUGAGGAGGUGGAGGAUCUUAGAACGGACGGUAAUAUCUUCAAUGAUAUUAAAAUUGGGGCCGGUUCCUCUGUUCAGCUUGAUAUUGGCGCCGCCUCGCAGUUGGACAUAGAAGCCGAGUUUGAGCUCGAUAAUUCGGCGCUCGACGGUGCGAUCGAGGCAGACGUCACCUACAACUGCAGCACAAGCGGCGGCGCUGCCAACCGCGGCCUCCUCGGACCCUUCGGCCUCCUCGUGCUCGCUAACCAGGAUCUGACCGAGCAAACCGCGACCUACUUCUAUGUUAGCCGAGGAACUGACGGCGACCUCCGCACUCACUUUUGCCAAGAUGAGUUGAGAUCGUCGAAGGCUGGGGACAUCGUCAAGAGAGUUGUAGGGAGCGUGGUUCCCGUGCUCCAUGGUGAAACUUGGUCGCUAAGAAUAUUGGUGGACCACUCCAUUAUUGAGAGCUUUGCUCAAAGAGGGAGAGCGGUAGCGACGUCGCGGGUGUAUCCAACGGAGGCGAUAUACAAUAAGGCACGGCUCUUCCUCUUCAACAACGCGACGGAUGCGAAGGUGACAGCCAAAAGUGUGAAGAUUUGGCACAUGAAUUCGACUCAUAACCACCCCUUCCCUGGCCUGGAGAGUCUUUUCGAAUCGUAGAUUAUGUACUCCAUGCAUGUUUGGGUUUUUUUUUUUUUCUUCUUCUUCUUCUUCCAGUGCUGGGUCCCUAGUUGUUAUGAUGUAUGGUUGAUUAGAUUGGUUCAAUUUGCCGAUAUAUAGUCUAUUGAUAUUAUCUAAGGGAGGGUGAUUGUGUGAUGUAAACGUGGGCUUGGUCCCUCUUGUAUUUAUUUGGUGAUCAUUUUAAUGGAAGGGAUACAUCCGCGAUCAAUGCAUUUUUACUA